Trifolium pratense (red clover) is the source of this 1443-nucleotide messenger RNA. Its product is annotated as dehydrogenase/reductase SDR family member 7. NCBI's taxonomy places the organism in Eukaryota, Viridiplantae, Streptophyta, Magnoliopsida, Fabales, Fabaceae. Gene Ontology annotation, cellular component: membrane. The record is from RefSeq and is a predicted model, not a curated record. The transcript is spliced from 12 exons. The coding region runs from base 194 to 1153 and encodes 319 amino acids. Gene Ontology annotation, molecular function: oxidoreductase activity.
AUUGAAUUCACAAUUUCAAUUAAAUAUUGAUCGAACUUUUUCUUCUUAUUUUUGAAAGAAUAUAAUAUGAUAUGAUUCUUAAAAUGUGAUAAUUUUGCCAUGAAUGAUAAUGAUCUUAAAGCCGUUAAAAAAGUGAUUCUGAAGGCUUGUUAUCAUUUUGUAUAGACUCUCUUAAGCUUGUACUGUAGCAGCAAUGUUGAUUCUGUUCCUUUCUAUCUUCCUCUUCUUGCUCUUCUUAUUCAAAUUCGCCACCGCCUAUGGCGAUUUCACUUUGAUGUCAAAGAAGCAACCAAAACGCCAACUUAUUGAAGAUAAGGUUUUUUGGAUUACUGGUGCAAGCCGUGGAAUUGGGGUAAUUCUAGCUCAACAACUUGCAAGUUUAGGGGCCAAGUUAAUAAUCUCUGCAAGGAAUGAAGCUGAACUAAACCAAGUAAAGUCGCAGCUGAAAGGUAAGCAUGCACCUGACGGGGUCAAGGUUUUACCGUUGGAUUUAACGUCUGGAGAAGAUUCUCUUAGGAAGGUUGUCGACAUAGCAGAAUCAUUUUUCCCGGAUUCCGGUGUUGAUUACAUGUUCCAUAACGCUGCUUUUGAGCGUCCUAAAUCAUCUCUCUUAGACGUAACCGAGGAUGGUCUCAAGGCAACAUUUGAUGUCAAUGUUCUGGGAACAAUAACUCUUACAAAGCUCUUGGCACCUUUCAUGUUGAAGAGAGGGAAAGGUCAUUUUGUGGUGAUGAGUAGUGCAGCAGGAAAAACACCUGCCCCAGGUCAGGCUAUAUACUCCGCUUCUAAAUUUGCACUAAAUGGAUACUUCCAUUCCUUGCGUUCAGAGCUCUGUCAGAAAGGAAUCCAGGUAACUGUUGUCUGUCCUGGUCCCAUAGCAACAUCAAAUAACUCUGGAUCGCAGGUUCCAUCUGAGAAGCGUGUGUCGGCGGAGAAGUGUGCUGAGCUGACGAUUAUUGCCGCAACUCAUGGCUUAAAGGAAGCUUGGAUAUCAUAUCAGCCUGUCCUUGCUGUCAUGUACCUUGUUCAGUACAUGCCAACUAUUGGUUAUUGGCUCAUGGACAAGGUUGGUAAAAGUCGAGUGGAGGCUGUUGCAGAAAAGGGAAACACUUAUUCUUUGAGCCUACUAUUUGGAAAAAAGAAGGCAGUGUGAUGCCUAUAGAUGCAUUUUUUUUAAAAAAUAAAAUAUCAAAUACAAUUUACUUGUAGGUUAUUUUAUCAAACUGAGUAACACCCUUUCUGACCAAGGACAGAUUAAAGUAUACAAACUAUCUAAUUGAACAAUAAAAGGGUAAUACAGUACUCUAAAUUUCCUGCAAUAGCUAAAACUAAGGAAGAGCCGAACCUUGCAUUUGCAUGAGAUGAAUUCCAAGGGUGCAAUUUGUGGUCUUCUAUUCAAAGAAUGAAAUUUUAGGAAGGAGAAUAUUUUUUUUCUUCUUUUCA